Carassius carassius (crucian carp) is the source of this 1259-nucleotide messenger RNA. RefSeq names its product uridine-cytidine kinase 1 (gene uck1). Gene Ontology annotation, cellular component: cytoplasm; cytosol. Gene Ontology annotation, molecular function: kinase activity; ATP binding. The transcript has 7 exons. Lineage: Eukaryota; Metazoa; Chordata; Actinopteri; Cypriniformes; Cyprinidae. The coding region runs from base 176 to 1009 and encodes 277 amino acids. The record is from RefSeq and is a predicted model, not a curated record.
UGCACAGUAACAUUGGAGUACUGAGUCGGCCGUGGCUGAUAGUGAAACCAGGCGGAAAUCGAUCACACACCUCCCAGACAGCCUCCAACUGAUGCCCGAUCAUCUACAGAACGAGUUUAUGCAUUCAGCCGCACUCCAUACUUGAAGAAAACGCUGUUUUUGUUACUGUACCAGCAUGAAUUCAGCCGGACUGUCAUGUGAAACCGAGCGGCCGCGUCACCGUCCUUUCCUGAUAGGGGUAAGCGGAGGAACAGCCAGUGGAAAGUCCACAGUGUGUGCAAAAAUCAUGGAGCUGUUGGGACAGAACAAGGUGGAUCAUCACCAGAGGAAGGUCACUAUCGUCAGCCAGGACAGUUUCUACCGGGUUCUCACUCCAGAACAGAAAUCCAAAGCUUUAAAAGGCCAGUACAACUUCGACCAUCCAGAUGCAUUUGAUACAGAGUUAAUGUGUCAGACGCUGAAGGAUAUCGUAGAAGGAAAGGCGGUGGAGGUUCCUACAUAUGACUUCGUCACCCAUUCCAGGCUGCCGGAGAAGAUAUGUGUGUAUCCCGCUGAUGUGGUGCUGUUCGAGGGGAUUCUGGUGUUCUACACACAGGAAGUCAGAGACAUGUUCCACAUGAAAUUGUUUGUGGACACAGACUCAGAUGUUCGUCUGUCUCGCAGAGUUCUGCGCGACAUGAGAAGAGGUCGAGAUCUGGAGCAGAUCCUUACGCAGUACACCACGUUUGUUAAACCAGCUUUUGAAGAGUUCUGCCUUCCGACCAAGAAAUAUGCAGAUGUCAUAAUACCGCGCGGAGUUGAUAACAUGGUGGCCAUCAACCUGAUUGUGCAGCAUAUUCAGGACAUCCUCAACGGGGAUAUCUGCAAAUGGCAGAGGGGUUCUGUCAAUGGACACGCACAUGGGCGGUGUCUAAAGAGGGGCGUGGCCGAACAAAGUGAGAACUCUAGCGGAGGCGGGAUUGUGCCAGGGAAACGCCCCCUACUGGAGCCCAGCACACGACCACAUUAAUACACACACACACUUAAGAGAGUCAUACGAUCAAAAAUCUGAAAGCUUGAAUUUUUCUGCAUGCUUCCAACACACUCUCUGUCAGGCUCACUUUUCAUAGAAUUUAAAGGAAUAUUUUUCAUUUUCUUUUUUUCUUUAAUUUUUCUUUAAGAAUGCCUUCUGCUUUUUAUCUUAUCCAGCGUGACCUUUAACCUGUAGUCACAUCUUCCUCAAAGAGGAACUGUGCUGUAUAUAUAAAAUAGUCCUACAU